AUGAUCAACAGCGACGUAUCUGGAGAUGGCUACCUCACAUUUGAGCCCCGGCUUGUGCUUUGUGCCUUGACCCCAGCAGAAGCCACUUGCUGUACUACGGAACUCAUCCCGGCUCUCGAGCUACAGCUUAACGGCGCAAUUACAACGGAAGUAUUGGUAUCCGUUGACGUUGGACGAUUCUCCAAUACCUUACGGUACGUUCCUGGGUCUCGCAAACUGACAUCUCGCAUUGUCCUGAAUGUCGGCCAAAUAUCAGAAAUCGUUCGACUUUCAUUGCACAAGGACAAGGGGCUGCACCAAGAUCGAAACAGAGCACGCUUAAUUCCCCCACAACGAAGUACCUGCUUAGAAAGGAUGACCUCAGGCACUAAGGGACCGAACCCAGACGAAAGGUAUCUUGAUUUACAGACUUCCAAGUGUACUCCAUACGUGCUUGACAUCUCAGAUAAAGCCCAUCUCGCCUUUGCAACAUUUCCAAGGUCGGGGCUUCCAGAAGUCUUCAGUACCUUAAUGAACUUCGACGCUUUCGCCAUCGGACUGCAAAGCAGUAUGACCCCUAUCAGGCACCUUAGAGGCUUUUCUCUCCUCACUAUUGACGCAUCUCAUGCCUUGGGACAGCUUGUGUCUGGAUGUUCUGACUCUGCUACUACUGCAUUCACAUUCCGACCUUCUAGGUCCGCUAAAACAACGCGGUUCACCUUUCCCCAGCUCCGGCUUUGUGCACCGGCUUCAGAUGAGCUGCAUUCACAUGGCGACUUCCCUACGUGCGUGCGUGCUACCUUUCUACCUUACACUACUUGCCCCCCUCCGUGCCCCUCCAACCUCAACCUAAACUACGCCGCAUCUUGGGCUGCAAGAUCAUCAUCGCCCAGCGUCAACGAUUCGUCUACCGGCUUUUCUCCACAUCAGCCUCCUGAACAUCUCUCCUUUCAUCGACUGGACUACAUUCCAGGUACAGGGACGAGCAAAACCUCCCAUGAUGUUGGCGACUACAUCCCUGGCGCAGCCCCUGAACGACAAUCGAGCUUGUCCUUGACGCCGUCUUGGAUCGACUUCCAGACCAUCAAAAUGUCAGUCGCAACUCAAGUGGGAACCGCCGUUGACACGCCACGCCACGCCUACCUAUUCUUAACUUCGUUCCAAGUCCCCUUCGAGAAAGGCCGACUUCAGAUGAGAGCUGGAGCCCCAAUCAUGCCCUUCCACCACCGAGAGCUUCCUGGGAUCGACACAUUCUCAACCUCAUCAGCGUCGAGGCGGCACAACUACACUGGGAUUGCCCCCAGAGUUGCUCCGGUUUCAUACCCACCCUCCGUGCUCGAGACCUGCCUUAACGCUACUGUAAAUCGCGCCGCCCAGGCGGUCCAGCUGAGACCUCUGGAUUCCGCCAGAUGCCAGCUACUUGAUGCCAGCAAACGGUAUAGAUUAGACGGAACAGAGUUAAACAAGACAGUCGCUCCCGGCGCCAAUCACAUCAUCCUUACAAGCCGGAUUGUCGAACUUCAGAGCCACCACAAUCUGCCCAAGAUUGAACAACAUUUGUCGACCAGAAGAGCCAACUACGAAGAUGCUGUCGUAGGGUUCUCGCAAGCUCUGACAGGAUUGUCCGGGUGGACGACAAGCCCCAUGCUUGCUCACCUGUCACCGUCGCAUUACAACCUUGCUCUGGCUCACCCAAGAUGCCAACCAUUACAGAUACAGGCUGAACCAUGGCGGUACUCUUCUACGGAGUACUUCUCGACUGUAGCAUACCGACAACUCAUCAGGUCAACAAUCUUCCGACACUACGAGUGGUUUUUACUUGGCGUGUUCGCACGUACCUCGAAGCUUUCCUCGCAAAUCUCAUCUCGUUGCGUAGUGUACGGCAACAUUGCACACAUCCCCCGCGCGCCCCAGUCUCUGUCUUUCCCCGACCGCCCUGCUCCUUGUCGAUGCUUGGGUAAAUACAUGACUGGCUAUGCAAUCUGCGUGCCGUCGGCGAGAAAUGCUCAUCAAUCAAGGAUGCCACGGCCUGUGUGGUCACAUAUGGAUCGAGCGAUGUACGUCUACUGCGUAUAUGCAAGCCCGUUCUUCUCCACGAACCCCCGCCGGAUGAUCUCCAUCGCCUCCCCCCUUCCUGACACCUCGCAAAGGGACAAUCACCAAACCCUUGUCAUGCUUAUCCCGCAACCAAGCAUCCGCGUAGCCGAUGAAGGAUUUCGAGCUGUAUUAGCCUGUUGGCGCAUUCUUCCGAGAGACUACUACGGCACGCGAGGAACCAAGCGUGGUGUGUUGAUAUGUGUAACACGGACCGAUAUGCUUAGAUUUCGGAACAAGAUACCACGGAGUGCGCACACGGCUGCUUCAUGGUCGCCAAAAGGGGUCGGCGUGUGCCACCUGUCAAACACGAGGAUGAAGCAGGUUGUUUGGCUCGGAGGAGACGGAGAAUCUUUACACGUCCCGUUGGCUUACACAGUAGACAGUGGGAGGAGACGAAUAGGAAGCACAAAGAGCCUUGCAGCACUCACUUAUGUUUACGCAGUACGAUCCCGCCUGAUAAUUGACUUUGGAAGACGGGACGAUCUCAGCUCCGGAGACCAAAUGUGGUCCCCGACGGACAACAUGUUCAGGGCCGCAUCCCGUCAGACGCUGAGCAGCGACAUUGACCACGUCCGUACUGGAGGAGAAAACGACGCCGUCCACGUUGUUCGGUCAUACGCACCUAGACGGGGCGAAUUGCCAUUGGUUUUCCUCGGCUCGCCCUACCACGUGCACCUGCCGCCCGGUGAUCCGGCCGCCCGACGGAAGAAUCCACUCUUCACCCUUAUUACUGGCGAAUUAUCAUCACGGCUCCCUGUCGGCACCCCUGGGAAACAGACUUUUGCUGCACGCCCCCCUUUCCUUCAUUACUGUGUAUUGUGGCAUGUACCGCCGUAUAUCCCACCCCUCCCGGGGAUAUUCUCCACUCUCUCUUCAUCCAAUUCCCUGUCAUUCCCAUUUUUCUCCCGCGCAAGCCCCCCCGUCACUCAAUCCCAGCGGACCCACCUCCGUCCGCACGUCCAAAGAUACGACUGGCUCUUCACAUCAACGCCACAACCACGGCCCUACGCCUCGAUCUGCACUACUAACGAUGAGAGACAAGGCUCCGAAUCCCUCCUUGCAGCUCGGGCUGGCUUCGGAGGGAGGCGGAGACGAAGCAAGGCGACUGGGCCUUCAAGUCUCGGAUUCUCAAAAGAUGGACGCCAGGCCACCAGCUUUGACUCUACAGCCUUGUCCACAGCCGCAGCCCUUCGUCAGGACCAGGAGGGCUUGUUGCUAAUUUUUGAACAGAACGCCUUUCUUUCUUCCCUUUCCAUCCGCCAUCUUGCCUUUCUCCUUUGGGAAAUGAGCGUCUCACGCGCUUCGAGAGGUGCAGGCAUACGGAUACAGAUAGACGACGCUCAGACGCGUUCUCUCCCGUAUCCGUACAUCCUUCUUCAUCUGUCUCUGCCCUCAUACCGCGGAGACGCCGUUAGAUGUACCCGAUGUACUAGGCUCGGAACGCAGGGCCUUGGGGCCGCGCCAGCCUAUGGAAGGCCUCAUCUCAUCAUUACGAGCUGGGUCCGAGGGAGGCGGCGCAACGUUUUCCCCCUCAUGGACCAUACCGGUAUUGAUAUAGCAUCCAUCGAAUCCUGCCCGCGUAACGGUCGUCCCUCAUCGGCCCGUCUGCAACUUCAUCUCGAGACCCGUCGACCCGUCUUCGCAGGGAUUCUGUUUGUCAAAGGGACGAGCUCGAUGUCUUCGGAGAGAGCGAGAUCACUUGCGGGAAAGCCAAUGACCAGACAAGACGAUUCGAUCCGACCCCUUAAUGCUCGCUCCGUUUUGACGUGCUCGUCCACGUCAUUCCAAACAAAGCAGAUUCCGAGAGAUGCCCGUUGCGGGCCUCUCUCUCCUCCCUCAUCUGACCUCGUCGUUGCUCUAUCGACGGUGGAGGCAUCGCAUCCGAGUCGUGGUUCCUACCCCUCCACCACCAUCAACCUGUACAUCUCAUCUUUCAAGUACGGUACAUCCAACUUCAUCGAUGAAAAGAAUAUUGGCUCCCGGGACGCAAACUUCUGGGACGCGACACACUUCUCUGAGACUAAAGGGAGAAAGAAGCCUGUCUUUUGCGUGAGGGGGCUUGUGAUAGGCAAUGCUAUAGAUAUUCGACUCUCAUUAUUCCCUACUUCCUAUCGAAACCUCGUUUACCUCCUAGAUGUGAGAUGCGUUCAGCCCAAGGCGAGAGGGAUGCGAGCUUCGUUCGGUGCUCCUUCGGGAUGGGCCACGUCUGCGUUUGUCGACACCAUGCUUGCCGGUAUCGAAGCCGUCUAG
Molecule: messenger RNA, 4326 nt
Organism: Colletotrichum lupini
Lineage: Eukaryota; Fungi; Ascomycota; Sordariomycetes; Glomerellales; Glomerellaceae
Exons: 29
Coding region: 1-4326 (1441 amino acids)
Source: RefSeq, a predicted model, not a curated record